This is a messenger RNA of Microstroma glucosiphilum, 890 nucleotides long. Its product is annotated as putative RPL17A-ribosomal protein L17.e. The record is from RefSeq and is a predicted model, not a curated record. The transcript is spliced from 3 exons. Bases 39 to 596 code for a protein of 185 amino acids. Lineage: Eukaryota; Fungi; Basidiomycota; Exobasidiomycetes; Microstromatales; Microstromataceae. Gene Ontology annotation, cellular component: cytosolic large ribosomal subunit; ribosome. Gene Ontology annotation, biological process: cytoplasmic translation. Gene Ontology annotation, molecular function: structural constituent of ribosome.
CCCCGAUCAUCAUCAUCAACCUUUGAUCACCCUCAGAAAUGGUCCGCUACGCAUUCGACGACUCCAAGGUUCCCGAGAAGACUUCCAAGUCUCGCGGAGAGUACCUCCGAGUGCACUUCAAGAACACUCAUGAGGUCAUUGCCGCCAUCAACGGCAUGAAGCUGUCCAAGGCUUACAUCUACCUCAACAACGUUACCGAGCGAAAGCAGUGCAUUCCCUUCAGGAAGUUCAACGGUGGUGUUGGCCGAACACAGCAGGCUGGAGAGUUCAAGACUACCCAGGGUCGAUGGCCCGUCAAGUCGGUCAAGUUCGUCCUGAGCCUGCUGAAGAACGCCGAGGCCAAUGCCGAGGGCAAGGGUCUGGAGACUGAGGACCUUGUCAUCCGCAACAUCAACAUCAACCAGGCCCCCAAGACCCGCCGUCGUACCUACCGUGCUCACGGUCGUAUCAACCCUUACCAGGGCCACCCCUGCCACAUUGAGAUCCACCUGAUGGAGCCCGCUGCCGAGGUGUCGAAGGCGGACUCGUCUGCCCUUGUGCGCCCUGCCAACAAGCGUCAAUUGGCCCAGCGCCGAAUUGCUGCUGGCCGUGCUUAGAUGGAGCGGUUGGGUUCGACAUGAUCAUUGAGACUGUACUUUAGCAGUCAGGCUGGUGUUGUGCGAGGCCGAGUGACGAGCGAGGGUCAAAGCGAGUGGGAUUCGAGGCAGACAUUGUGUAGAUGGGCAGGGGCGAGCAGGCGUCCUCUCAAUGGCUCGCUACUCUCCCGAGCCGUUUCCCAUGCUACCUGGCUUUCCAUUCUCUUGCCCAUUAUGGGUCUCUUGUGUACAUUGCACUCUCCUUCAUUCUUUCUCUCUCACACACCAAAACCACCUGCAUUUUGACACACGCAA